This is a messenger RNA of Microtus oregoni (creeping vole), 1064 nucleotides long. It is a transcript of the gene Cacng1, whose product is annotated as calcium voltage-gated channel auxiliary subunit gamma 1. The record is from RefSeq and is a predicted model, not a curated record. Lineage: Eukaryota; Metazoa; Chordata; Mammalia; Rodentia; Cricetidae. The transcript has 4 exons. Gene Ontology annotation, biological process: calcium ion transmembrane transport; regulation of calcium ion transmembrane transport via high voltage-gated calcium channel. Bases 1 to 675 code for a protein of 224 amino acids. Gene Ontology annotation, cellular component: L-type voltage-gated calcium channel complex; membrane. Gene Ontology annotation, molecular function: voltage-gated calcium channel activity; calcium channel regulator activity.
AUGUCACAGACCAAAACCCUGAAGGUACGUGUGACCCUCUUCUUCAUCCUGGUGGGAGGAGUGCUGGCCAUGGUGGCUGUGGUGACCGACCACUGGGCCUUGCUGAGCCCACACCUGGAGCACCAUAACGAGACUUGCGAGGCGGCCCACUUUGGCCUCUGGAGGAUCUGCACCACGCGCGUCGCUGUGCGUGACAAAGAAGACAAAAACUGCGAACGCAUUACGCUGUCGGGAGACAAGAACUGCUCCUACUUCAGGCAUUUCAACCCAGGAGAGAGCUCAGAGAUCUUUGAAUUCACCACUCAGAAAGAGUACAGCAUCUCAGCAGCGGCCAUUGCCAUCUUCAGCCUCGGCUUCAUCAUCGUGGGCUCCAUCUGCGCGUUUCUAUCCUUUGGGAAUAAGCGUGAUUAUCUGCUGAGGCCAGCAUCCAUGUUCUAUGCCUUUGCAGGGCUCUGCCUUAUUGUCUCUGUGGAGGUCAUGAGGCAAUCGGUGAAGCGCAUGAUUGACAGCGAGGACACCGUCUGGAUCGAGUACUACUACUCAUGGUCCUUCGCCUGUGCCUGCGCUGCGUUCACCCUGCUCUUCCUCGGUGGGCUGUUCCUUCUGCUCUUCUCCCUGCCUCGGAUGCCCCAGAACCCCUGGGAGUCCUGCAUGGAUGCUGAGCCAGAACACUAGCUUUGGGAAGAUCGAGCCCAGACCGGAGUCUCCCAGAGGCGAGGAAGGCGUUUUACAUCUGCCCUGGUCCCUUGACUGUCAUGCCUCUUCCUCUGAGUUCCCCUGCACAGGGACAUGAACGGAGACCUGCCCGGCAUCAGAGGAAGCAGGCAGGUGUUUGAAGGGGCUCUUUCUUACGCCUGCCCCAGUUCAGGCUUGCCUGCCAUGCCUGUUGUCUUUGAAGAACUGGUCUGGUUUUCUUUAGAAACCUCCCAAGGACAGCCUGUACUCAUUCACCAGGCCUGAGCUUCAACAGCGCCAGCGUCCGGAGCCAGCUCCUCCCCCACUCUCCUCUACCAUGAUAUAAAAUCCUCUUCCGUGACCCGAACAUCCCUCCUUGGCUUCCAAGA